ACGAACUUCAACCAUUUUCCACGACACAUGAAUGUGCAAACACAGUUUAAAACGCGUGUAGGGUAGUUUAAAGUUUUAAGAAAGAACAGUCUAAAUGGAGGUAGUUUAAGCACUUUUGUCAACUAGCUUCGGGCAACAGACGAAAGCUAGAGCCGCAUGCACGAAUUCAUAAACACCUCGAGCUUCUUUAGUGGGUGAUUUUCAGCGCGUUCUUUACUGUCUGUAAAAUCCGACUCUGGCUAAUCGAUUUACAGGUUAGGAUUAGCUAAUCUCGCAGCAGUAUUGAUGAGGGGAUCCGUAAUGUGGCGGGGAGUUAACAUUCUGCACAACACCGGUGGAAGCGCAGCUCUCGUUGCGUCUGGCUCAGUGUGUGUUUCAUUGCGGCACACAGCGAUCCGGGUUGAACCUCGACACCAGCCGAACACACGACGACGACGGAUCAUGUCUGCCUCUCAAGCGACACCAUCCAUCCAGAUCUGCAGGAUCAUGCGUCCUGAUGAUGCCAACAUUGUUGGAAAUGUUCAUGGUGGUACAAUCCUGAAGAUGAUCGAGGAGGCGGGGUGCAUCAUUGGGACGCGCCACUGCAACACUCAGACAAGGGAUCGCUGCGUAGCGGCUCUGGCCCGGGUGGAGCGCACUGACUUUCUUCAUCCCAUGUUCAUUGGUGACGUGGCUCACGUGAGCGCUGAGAUAACCUACACGUCCAAACACUCGGUCGAGGUGCAGGUCACCGUUCUCUCCGAGAACAUAGUCACAGGAGGCAAAAAAGUGACCAACAAGGCAACACUGUGGUAUGUGCCUCUCUCUCUUCAAAAUGUCGACAAAAUCAUUGAAGUUCCUCCUAUCCAGUACUCCAGUGCAGAACAGGAGGAAUCAAGUAAAAAGAGAUAUGAGGCUCAAAAACUGGAGCGACUGGAGACAAUAGAGAGGAACGGUGAUGUCAUCACACCUGUGUCUCUUCCAGAGAGACACACUAAAGAGCCCUAUACCGUUGGAUUUAGUCAGUCGAGUCUGAUUCAUCUCAUCGGCCCAUCAGAUUGUACCCUGCAUGGAUUCGUACAUGGAGGUGUGACCAUGAAGCUGAUGGAUGAGGUGGCCGGGAUCGUAGCUGCCCGGCACUGCAAGACAAACAUCGUGACGGCAUCUGUGGACGCCAUCAACUUCCACCGCAAGAUCAAGAAAGGCUGUGUGAUCACCGUCUCGGGCCGAAUGACCUUCACCAGUAAUAAAUCAAUGGAGAUCGAGGUUUUCGUGGAUGCUGAUUCACUGGUGGAGGCCGAGAAGGGCAAAUAUCGCAGCGUCACAGCUUUCUUCACUUACAUCUCCCUCGACAAGGACAACAAACCGCUGGCCGUCCCGCCGCUGAAGUUGGAUGGCGAGGAGGAGCAGGAGCGUUUUGAAGAAGGAAAGGCCCGUUACCUGCAGAACAAAGCAAAGAGACUCGCAGAUCAAGAACGACCGCAGUGAUUUUCAUCAAUACAGAUGAACCUCUCGCUCUCUUCUCCUACAUGUAGCCCACUAUGGAAGUUUUGCUUUACUUUCAUUUAUAAAUUCAUUUAUUUGAUUGUCAGUAUACCAAAGCAAUAUGUGUGUAUCUGUAUGUCAAAUGAAACACAAAGUGAAGAUGUAUGUAUUAUUAGAUCUGAAGUGAUGCGCACAACUGAACUGUAUUGUACACAAAUAAAAGCGUUCAAUGACAAUGAAAUAUUUGGAUGGUU
This is a messenger RNA of Triplophysa rosa, 1718 nucleotides long. It is a transcript of the gene acot7, whose product is annotated as acyl-CoA thioesterase 7. NCBI's taxonomy places the organism in Eukaryota, Metazoa, Chordata, Actinopteri, Cypriniformes, Nemacheilidae. Gene Ontology annotation, molecular function: long-chain fatty acyl-CoA binding. Gene Ontology annotation, cellular component: nucleoplasm; extracellular exosome; cytosol. Bases 286 to 1467 code for a protein of 393 amino acids. The transcript has 10 exons. The record is from RefSeq and is a predicted model, not a curated record. Gene Ontology annotation, biological process: palmitic acid biosynthetic process; acyl-CoA metabolic process.